Nannospalax galili (Upper Galilee mountains blind mole rat) is the source of this 3205-nucleotide messenger RNA. RefSeq names its product C-X3-C motif chemokine ligand 1 (gene Cx3cl1). Bases 112 to 1290 code for a protein of 392 amino acids. NCBI's taxonomy places the organism in Eukaryota, Metazoa, Chordata, Mammalia, Rodentia, Spalacidae. The record is from RefSeq and is a predicted model, not a curated record. Gene Ontology annotation, cellular component: extracellular region. Gene Ontology annotation, molecular function: chemokine activity; CCR chemokine receptor binding. Gene Ontology annotation, biological process: neutrophil chemotaxis; cellular response to type II interferon; lymphocyte chemotaxis. The transcript is spliced from 3 exons.
GGCUGCGAGCCCAUUAUAAAGAGCCACCGAGCCAGGCGGCGGAGGGACAGCCCAGAGCUGCUACGCGGCCCAGCCCCCUGCCCUGCCAGGAGGACCCCGGUGCCCCCAGCCAUGGCUCCCUCGCCGCUCUCGUGGCUGCUGCGUCUGGCCGCGUUCUGCCAUCUGUGCGCCCUGUUGGCUGGACAGCACCUCGGUGUGAUGAAAUGCAACAACACCUGCCACAAGAUGACCUCACAGAUCCCACUGUCUUUGCUCAUCCACUAUCAGCUGAACCAGGAGUCCUGUGGCAAGCGCACCAUCAUCUUAGAGACAAGAAAGCACAGACGCUUCUGUGCUGACCCAAAGGAGAAAUGGGUUCAAGAGGCCAUGGAGCAUCUGGACAGCCAGGCUGCUGCCUUGACUCAAAAUGGAGGCAAGUUUGAGAGGCAAGUUGGCCAGGUGACACCCAGGACAACUCCAGCUACCAAGGGACUGUCUCUGUCUGCACUGGCAGAGCCUGAAGCCACCAUGGAAGGUCUCGCCUCGGUACUGACUGUUUCUUCCCAGGAGGCUCAGAGGCCCAUGGGGACUUCCCAAGAGUUGCCAGUGGCAGUGAUUGGAUCCUUGGGGACUGGGUCUCCCCCAACAUCCAAGACUCAAGAUGCAGGGCCUGCAGCUGGGCCUCAGGGCACUGGGAUUUUCAAGGCAGCUGCUGUCUCCACCACCAUUUGGCAGAGUUCUGCUGCCUACCAAUCUGGGUCUGGCCUCUGGGUUGAGGAGAAGGCCACUGAGCUUCCCUCCACCACAGCCCCUUCUACCCAGGCACCUACCACUUUACAUCCAACCCCAGAAGAGAAUGUUGGGUCUGAAGGCCAGCUCCCAUGGGUCCAGGGACAGAGCCCCAGUCCAGAGGAGAUGAAUGGAACUCAUACUGAUGCUUUCCAGAACUGGGGUCCCGGUAGGACGACCCAUCCUUCGGUGGCCCCAGUUUCCUCUGAAGGGACCCCCAGCCCAGAACUGGUGACCUCAGGCAGCUGGGCUCCCAAGGUAGAGGAACCUAUCCAUGCUACUGCAGGUCCCCAAAAGCUGAAUGUCCUUAUCACUCCUGUCCCUGACUCCCAGGCAGCCACCCGGAGGCAGGCAGUGGGGCUGCUGGCUUUCCUUGGUCUCCUCUUCUGCCUGGGGGUGGCCAUGUUUGCCUACCAGAGCUUCCAGGGAUGCCCCCGCAAGAUGGCAGGGGAAAUGGUGGAAGGCCUCCGCUACGUCCCCCGCAGUUGUGGCAGUAACUCAUAUGUCUUGGUGCCAGUGUGAGCAGUCUGCCUACUUGUGUCCAUGGUUUGAUUCAGAGAGUUGCCUGAGGACCCCCAUCCUCAUACCCACCUUCACUUAAUGGCCUAGCCUGAGCUGGAGUGAUGGGAAUGGGGAAGUUGGAUCCUCCAGGAGCCAUACACUCCAAACCCCCAGAUGUGGCCCAGGAGGUCACCUGUGACCAUUGUCCAUCUAUCAGAGACAGAGUGGGUAACCUCCCAACUCACCUAGACCUGAAAUUCCUCUGCUGCUGGCUGGUUAGAGGUUCCCUUGACACCGUCCCAGCCCUAGUGAACAAUUAUUUAUUGAAUGCCCAGCCUCCUGUGAGCACCGUGGUCCUUCCAUCUCACACACAAGUAGCAGGUCAGGCCCGUUUGCCCAUCCCUCAGACUUCCUCAUGUCUCCUGGUCCUGCUGCAGUCGCCAGUCCCUCCUCCCCUGGCCAGCUGCGGUGCUAUAUCUCCCUGUCUCCUGUACAGAGCACCCCUAACCCCCCACACACACUAUGUCAUGUCCUUUCUUGCAUGAGGUUAGCGCCAUGUUUCCUGGAGCAGCUCUGGGAAGGGAGAUGAGCUUGCGUGAAGCUUUGAUGCAUUCCUCCUCAGACUUUGCUGUGCAGUGAAGGCAUGCUGCAUCUGAAGGCAGGGUCUAGUCUCCGCUCCACUGCCUGCUCAAGGUAUCCCAUCUAAGAAAGAAAAGAAAGGUGGCCCAGAGAUGGCAAUAACCCAUGGCCCUGACAUUACCAUUUGCUCUUGAGACCCUUGUCCCCAACCCUGGAUGUAGCCCCUAGCCCUUAUCAGCACUGACAGUCACUGCCAUUCCACUGGACAGACAUCUUUGUACCCUGUGACCCAGAGUCCUCAAAGGAUGACUUAAGAAUACAGGUCCUAUCUUGAGGUCCCCAAAUAGGGGCCAGGUGGGGAUCUGCAGGAACAAAGGCCAACUUAGAAGGUCCCUCCAUGUCCUCAUUAGGUACCCUCUCUCCCACCCACCAAGGUGACAGCCCCAGGUCGGCCCUACAAGAGGGUCAGACACCGACAUAGGAAGGAAUGUGGGUGACAAGCCCCCGGGAUGCAAAGGAGCCAGAAUUAGGUCCUAGAGCAGCCACACACUGGUGACACUUGAGGGACUUGGGCAGGUACACACAGGGCCGAGCUCUUCCCUGCACCUGGGUCCCCUUCCACUUCUCUGAAAGCUGCGUUCACUGCAUUCCAAGAUUUCACCUUUGCCCUACUUUAGGCAGGGUUGGAAUUCCCACAUCAUUGUCCAGAAGUCCUGUGUGCAUUUCUGGAAGGAAUUCUGCCCUGGGCACAAAGUCCCAGGUUCCCUUUCUGAAGGCCAAAGUCUCCAGCACUCCUGGCAGGGAGUGGCUGGGUGGCACCUCAGCUGGAGCUAGACCUACAGACCUCGCUUUGCCCCUCAGAGCUCUUGGUUGGCAGUUCUCCUGGCCCUCCUCUGAUUGGCCCCAGCCCUUCACCUGUGGUACCUCCCAUGGGCGGGGCUUCACCCAGGGGCCAGUGACUCCCUGGCAGGUGAAUGCUCAGAAGAAGAACAGGUACUUCUGGCCCUGAGUGAGGAAGCCAGGCCACUUGCCCUCCUGGGAAGCUCCUUAGGAGGCUCAGGCCUAGUCCCAUGGUGUUCACUGAGGGUUCAGAGGAGCAGCAGCCUGAAUGCACUUUUUCCUGGCUCCUCCAGCAGGGAGCCUUCAAGGGUUGGGUUACCCCACCCCCCGCCCUGUGUGAGGAAGCUGGUGCCCUUUCUGGACUUUGCUGGCUCCCUCCAGCAGGACACAGACCAGGACAGUCUGGGGAGGACUUCAGAAGGAGUUGGAUGAGCCUUUGGCUUUUUCAAAUGUCAUUACCAAUGUCUGUGCCAUUUUGUAUUUUACUAAUAAAAUUUUCAAAGUCUUGUGAAUCAAA